AUGUCUGACUUUGACAUUGACGCCGACGUGAACGAAUACCUACAAGGAUUUCUAAAUGAUAUUUCUUACCUUUCGCCAGAGAUUCAUGAUAUUUUUCUUGAGCUACAAAAAAAUGAUCAUGAAGUCGAAGAAAUUCUAAAGAGGAACAGAAUUAUUGAGAAGAAAUUAUGGGAUUUGAUGGACGGAACAUUAUCUGAAGAUAGCGAUGAAGAUGAUGAAGAUACCGAGUCGGAUGACGAAGAUGAGAUUAACGAAAAUCAAUGCGACGACAACAAAGAAGACACAUCACAACCCUCGAACAAAAGGCGACGACUCGAAGAAGAGUCUGAUAUUCGGGGUAAAAAGCAACAUCAACAAGAAAAAGAGCAGAAAUUAAAAGAAAUAAUUGGGAAUGGUUACGAAAAGGCCAUCGAGCUUUCGGAAGUGAAAUGUACAUUAGUCACGAAAGCCUUGAAUUUGGUAAAACGUUAUUCAAAACAGAUUAAUGACGACUUUGCCGCAUUUUUCCCGGAUCACACCCUUCCUGAGUAUUCGGAUACAUCGGGAAAUGUAUCUUUUAUGAAUUCAAAAAAUAUAUUCGGAGGAAAGAAAAAAACGGUAACAAGUGUUCCACCACUACCAGAGUUGGAGUCAACAUACUGCUAUUGUAACCAAGGAUUUUUUGGCACCAUGAUAGGAUGUGAUGGCGAGGACUGUUCAUACGAAUGGUUCCACAUUGAGUGUGUAGGAUUGGACAAAGUACCAAAGGGAAAAUGGUAUUGCGAUGAUUGUGAGAACAAACAAACCUCGUCCAGAAAACGAAAGCGUGUGCAAGGAGAUGAAAUUUAG
This is a messenger RNA of Ambispora leptoticha, 828 nucleotides long. NCBI's taxonomy places the organism in Eukaryota, Fungi, Glomeromycota, Glomeromycetes, Archaeosporales, Ambisporaceae. The record is from the annotation of a GenBank genome assembly.